CUUAUUAUCAAACUUUCAUCCUUUAACUUCCAAGGUUAUUACUUUUUUCAUUCAUUUUGAAGAUCGAGGUUGAAUACUUGAUUGUAUUCAACACGAAAAAUAUCAACUUCUUCAAGAUGGCUUCUGAUAAUUCUAUGGUGACCAUUGACAAGAUCUAUUUGGAGACUUUGCUGAGAAGGUACAGUGAUCUACUUCUUUAACCCUGUACGAAAUGUCUUAGCUGCGUGAAGCAAUCAUUAACCGUUUACCCCACAAUAGAGCUCAAUUCGUAUGUCGAUAUCGAUAGCUAUUCGAGAGAAGGGAUGAGGUUUCAAAGACUUAUUGUUUAUGUGUAGCAUACUUCGGAGAAUAGUGAUGGUACUCCUUCCGACGACUCGGACAAGAUCAUAAUCUUGAAGAAGGAACAUGAUGCGCUGGUAAGCAAGCAUCCUAUACAUUGUGAAUUUACAUAAAUCUUAUCUAACACCCAUAUGCCAGAUACAAUCCGCUCGUGAAUAUGGUAUGCUACCCGUUUAUUACACAGAAUAUUUACUUUUCAUGGAUGCGAGAGACUAACUCAACACCACAGAGAACCUGCGACGCAACCUUUACAAAGGUGGUAUUGUGGAGGAGACCCUGAAUGUGAGUUUUUGGCAGCAACUUAAUACCUACCUAUUUCUGUUCUCUAAUAUCGUUUCUUCAGAUCUUAAUUAAGGACGACACGCUCGCUGAUGAAAACGGUGGCUGUGAGAACGGAACAUUGAAUAUUUCUGCGACACAUGAAGAUCAUGAUAACAGCACCGCCUUCAUGACACAAAUUCCUUCUCCGUCAACUCAAGACGCCUAUGGCCACCAAGCUUAUACAUAUGGUACACCACGGAAUAGCAGCUCACUAUUUCCACGUCGUUCUCAGGACUAUAAAGGCUUCCAACCUCAUAGCUUCCAGUAUCAACAGUCCCCGAACCAUUUGCAUACGGAUGGUUAUGACGAUCAUCUUAAUAGUCCAGAUGGGAUUGAUACCUUCGAUUUUGAGACUGGAGAUAACUCACAGACCAGGUCUCAACGUCCAACUUAUGAAAAAUUUGCCCAACGUACCGUACUAUUGUUCAAUCUGCCGGAUGGUACCACAUAUGCAGACAUUUGUGAUGCUGUUAGGGGAGGCAUGCUGUUGGAUAUAUACCUUCGUACUCAUGAUCAUGCUGCGAGUGUAUCUUUUCUUGAGCAAGCCCAUGCAAAUGAGUUCCUUCGUCAUGUAAAGCGCAAUGACUUGUAUAUUCGUUCAAAAAGAGUAGGUUUAUCUAAAUCUUUAUCAGGACGCAGACAGUUGACGAUAGCUAGGUCGAUAUUCGGUGGAGCGACAGACAAUUCAUUCUACCUAAUCAUAUCGCGAAUAAAGUAGGCACUGGAGCUACUAGAAACCUCAUCAUUCAUAAUUGCAGCCCUAAGCAUACCGAGAAAGUUAUUCGGGAUGAUCUCGAGCAUAUCCAUAAUCUCGUCAUAAUCAAGGUUGCAUUCGAUGGUUCCAACGCUUUUAUCUCGACAAAUUCUGUUCAUAACGCAAUGUUUGCUCGCACUUGCAUGAUGAGUCGUGGGUAUGUUGGAAUUCAACUACCACUUUGGAGCUCGCUAAUUCUUCUCUAGCACUUAUAAAAGUUCAAAGAUUGAAUGGGAUAAUGAUGAAUGUGCAGCCCCACUGGCGAGACGUCCAACUUCCCAAUCCGACAAUCCUCCUCACAGCAAGAAGAAGGCUCCUUUGGUAAAUCGGUUUCAGAUUCUCAAUAUUGAUAGGGAGGAUGGAUCGGAGUCAGAUACUGAAGGUAUGGGCGUUUCGGUUAUGCGGGCGACUCCUCAAGCCGGACUUGUUACCUAAAAUGGUUGAUGAUACGGAAUAAUGAGCGAGAAGAGCCCCAUCGACAAUUUUCCCACGGGGCUGAAGAUUGGUCGAUACCAUCACUUACGUCAAGUUAUGUACAAAGAUUGGGAGGUGACGCGAGGCGGGUUUUGUUUUUGGCAUUUAGGUAUGGCGAUAUUUAGACACCUUUAUCUGUGUGUCUUUGUGUAUCUUGCUGCUUCGGAUAAGCCUGGAGGAUGGUUUGUUUGUGCUUCGGAUUUGUAAUUGACGAGACUACAAUGGUGGUUUCCAAUGUAAACGUGAAUGACUGGAGGGUAACUUACAGUCCUGUAGUAUAGAUAGUCUCAUACUUGCAUGGUAAAUACUGCAGCAAC
Sclerotinia trifoliorum is the source of this 2205-nucleotide messenger RNA. NCBI's taxonomy places the organism in Eukaryota, Fungi, Ascomycota, Leotiomycetes, Helotiales, Sclerotiniaceae. The record is from the annotation of a GenBank genome assembly.